CCCUAGAACAAAGGAUCGAUAUUCAGAGACUAAGAGAUUAGAGCUAGGCAGGUAGAACUAGGGUUUAUACACCAAACGUUGUAGUUCUAACUCAAACGAUUAAUAAAAUCUCUAUUUCAGUCUCUAUUGUCUUUCUUGUUUGCUGCUCCGUACUGUCUACAAAGAUACUAACACCUUCUGAUCCUGGGUACAAAUUUGACCUUAGAGAUAAGGUCGGUUCGAAUCAUAGAUAGGAUGGAAAAAACAACAAGGAAGAAAACAAUACAAAUGGUUAAGGUCAUUUGAAAUUGUAAUGGACAAGAAAAAACAAAUUGGGAAAAUGUUGUAAGGAUGAAGGCCGAAUUUCCAAAGUGGUUUGAGCAGUUUGUGAUGGAUGAAGCACUUGGUUUGGAUUUGAGGACAAAUCCAUUGCAAAUGCAAGAUACUUGUCAUGUCUCCGAUCUUAGAUAGAAUCGUUGGGAUGGGCCAUGGUUCGAGGGAACGUACCAUCCGGUGUAUGAUAUAAAGGCAAACAUUCCAUGGCCUAAUAAAAUGGUUAAGUGCAUCAGAAGGCUGAGACUUAGCCAAAUAAGGAAGGAAAUAAGGAUAAGGAGCUGGAUGAGUGGUACAGGAGCUGGGGGAUGCGAAUGGAAUGCUUGACCAGCUAGGUGAAGCUCGGUCUUGAGCUCAAGAAAAUUGGUUCAGCUCGAUCAGCUGGAUGGACUAGCUCACUCUGCUGGGUCAGCUGAGAGUCAGCUCAACUCAGUUGGACGAAGUGUUCGGGUCUUAGGCAGUUGGACCAGGUCCGGCCGCGGUCUAGCUUUCUGGUUGACCCAAGGUGGCAAUGGGCCAAGGGGUCCUUGGAUCAGUCCACGGGCUUGUGUAAAGGGUCUAAGCCCAAGUUAGGCCUGCUAUGGGGCGGUUAUAGGCGAUGGGAUGUCAAUGGAACAUGCUGCACCCAUUCACCCAAAAAGUUAUACCCGUUCGGCCUAGGCGGUUGGCGAACCUCUCUUCUAUAAAUAAAAGGCCUUCUGGUUGAAAAUGGGCAUCAAUUCCUUAGGAAAAAAUACUCAAAGUCCGAGAGAGAGAAAGGAAAGAGAGAAGGUUUGGUCGGCCAAAGGAAGGCCAUUUGUGGUGGUUAUUUUUUUUUGACGAGAGAGAUCGUUUGUGGGAAGGAAGUCCGAUUGGAAAUGGAUACUAGAGGCGAGGAGAAAGGCUUGGAGAAGGGCUGUAACACACCAGAGCACACGUCCAAAGUUAGUGGAGUAACCAGCAAACCAUCGCCUAAGACCAUCGGUUGGUCCGAUCAAGUCUAAGGCCAUUUCUCCCUCUAUUCUUCAUUACUUCUUCUUCUCCUUUCUUCUGUAUAUGUCGAAUAGGUGUGAUGGUUGGAGUAUGGUGUUGCGAACCAUGGCAUAGGCCAGUUCAAAACAAACUGCAAUCCAUGGCUAUAGGCCGGAUGUGUGUAUGGUCCAGUUAGCCUCGAGAUGGGUCAGUUGGACUAAACGGUUGAUAGACAAUCCUAUUGGGAUAUGUCUCCAAACGGUUUCAUUGACCACAGCCAUGUCCGGUCCAAGCAAGGUAGUCCUUGGCCUAUUUGCCGUACUUGGUAAGGCUGAUCGAUCUCGUUCCUUUGAAAAGAUUCAAAAAGAUUUGGAUUCUUAUUUAGUGGUGCAUGUAAGAGGUUUAAAAGAGUUGUUUUAGCUUCUUAUGUCGCUAAAGUGCACUUAUAUUUAUUUCCAAAUAUAACUCUACAACUAAGUAAACCUGGACUGAAAUAAUUGAAAGAUGGAUACCUAGCAAAAAGUGAUUUGCAGUAUUACGAUGGCAGACUCAAAGAGGCUAUAUUCCCUAUGGAGACAUGCAUCCAUCAAGAUUUUAGCGGGUUUAUCAACACAAAAACACAUUCAUAAGCCCGUAGUUGACUUAUUUGCCACUAAGGUACCUUCCUUUAAGAACAGAGCCGUCUCUCCCAUAAACUUCAGAUGGAUUUUUUUCAUUCGAAAAGAAUCUAAACUAUUUGCAUACUUUGGUACCAUCCUGAUAUAUGUUAUAUAGUUGGUGUAUGUAGAAGAGGUUAAAAAGAGUUUCUUUUGCUUCUUAUGUCGCUAAACUGCACUUAUAAUUAUGUCCAACAGAACUCUAAAGUUAAGCACGCUUGAGCUAAAAUAAUUGAAAGAUGGGUGACCUAUCGAAAAGUGAUUUAUGGUACCAUAUGAGUGAGAACAAAACAAAGAAAAAGAUCAUGUGGUGAGUGCAUGUUUAGUAAACAAGUGUUUUGAGCCAAAAAAAAAAAAAGCAAACCGACUGUUAAACAUGGUGUAGCCCACAUGCAGUUAAAUGAGUUCUCUUCGUUACAAAUGAUAUCAGAGCCAAACCUAGAUGAAUGUGGAGUUAAAUGAGCUCUUUUCAUCGGAGGUGAAUCUCUUGGUACGCAACAAGGAUGUUGCACUCUGUGAAUGGAAAAUUUUUGAUGUAUAUUGGUGCAUGUGAAAAGGUUUAAAAGAAUUGAGUUGGUUUUCUAUGUCACCAAAUUAUCAUUGUUUUUUAUUACUUGUUCAUCGAGAACUUACAGUUAAUCAUGUUUGAGCUAGAGUAAUGGGAGGAUUAGUUACCUAUCACAAGUGAUACACGAUACCACUUGCGUGUAGAAAAAAAUAGCAAAUAGAUCGUUAGAUUAGAUGGGAGCCACAUAUAAGAGCGGAUGUAGCGACCAACUUACGAGGGCAUGUACGGGUAUUUAAGCGCUUUUGGGAUACAAAUUUCACACUUCAUAUUAAUAAACAAAAUUUACAAUGGAAGCACUAAAAUAUCUGUAAAAUUUGAUUCGGUUUAUUAUUUGUUUUGAUUCGAACCGAAAAUUUUGGAUAUCCGUAACUCUACGAAUCAAAGCAAAUAAUAAUAUUUAAUAUCUGUGAAAACGAAACAAAUUUCUAAUACUAAUAUUUUUUAAAAAGAUAUCAUACACACACAUAGCUAAUUAUUUAAAUAAAAGGAAUCAUAUUCCAAAUAUUUCUAAAAACUCGGAUAUUGGAUUUGUGUCCACACUAAUAAGCACAACUUGAAGACGGUCCAUGUAAUUUGGGGGUCAAGGAUAGCACCUCCAAUAAACCUCAUGCUUUCCACUUGCUUGUACACGCAUACUGUAAAAAAUACAAGUCAUCCUCGUAUUAACACCUCGUACACUGACAAAUAUUUUCCCAUUCUCAAAGUACCCCUUCAUUUCUUUCAUCACCCAAAUACUAAUCUUUUUGAUACUUUUUCGAACCAAAGAGAUACCUUCAAUUAAAAAAACUUUCUUUUGUUUCCUUUUUCUUUGGUCAGUUAUGUGUCUGUACUGAUUUGAGUUUAAUAGAUCAAACAAAAAUACUUUUUUUUUUUGUAAGCAAUUUAUCUCAUUCAUGCUCGAUCAUCACUUCAGUGUUUGAGCGAGCUCAGUCACAUGAUCCAUAUAACAUAAAGUUUGUUCUAUGUAAAUACCCAUAAAUUACUCCCACGCACUUAUAUAAGCUUAUGAUUCUUUUAGUUUACCAAUAAAAGUUUGAAUAAAUUUGGUAUAUGAAAAUGAAAUAGACUCAAAACUAGUUUUUAUUUCUAGGAAAAUAUCUUUUGAAAAUAUCAAUUGGAUAACUAAAUUGUUUUGGAAAAACUAAACCAAUUCAAUAAUUUAGUUCUUUAACAAAGUCAAUGCUUUACAAUUUUCUCUAAAAAACAAAAAACGCGCAGGACGCCAUCGUUUCUUUGAUUAUUUAAGUAAUAGUGUUAUUUUAAGUAGUUAAACAACAAUUUUGUGUUUAUACACACGCAUAUACUUCACAUGGCAUGCAUGUGUUGAGAUAUAAAGACGAAGGCAAAGAGGAGUAAGAAUUUGAAGGUCUAGAGAAAGAGAGAGAAGAGAGAGGAUCAAUGCUGAUAAAGAGAAUAGAGCUUUGUAUAGAAAUUGUGAAGAGAACAAUGGAUUGCAUGGUGGUGGUAGCUGAAGCCGCGAGAGACUUCUUUAGCCAAGCUCCUCAGGCUCCGCCGGCUCUCCUCCGCCAUGGCCCCUAUUAUCACUCAAUCUCCUUUCAGCCUUCCGCUUACAUGAUUGGCUAUCUUCCCUGAGAUUGUAGUUCUCUGUAAUAUUUUUGUAAAUAGCAAAUUAAUGUAAAUUACUUAUUUUCCAAGAUGUUUUUUUUUUGAUAAAGGAUUUAUCCAAGAUGUAUUUUUUUUCCCAAGAUGUAUUAUACGGACCUAAACCUGGUCGGUGGUGUUGCAGCAGCUUUAACACAAACCACAAAGCUACUUAUCCAAGUUAUCUUGUAUACUACGUUGUAAUUAAUCACGUCUUUUAUUUCACCUCAGUUUCCGAAUUGUUUUUGUAUGUGGGUUUAAUUUGCUUUGUGUUGUGGUUUUCCUCUUUGACUUUGUUUUCUGGUUUCUAAUAUUAGAAUUCGAUGUGGAACUAAAAAUAAACGUAAGAAUUAAAUGUAAAUAUUGAUAUGAAAUGGGAUGAUUAUCCAUCAUAUGCCAUUUCAUGAAACUACAUUGGCCUCUCCAAAGGAGUUAUCUUCAUCAUUAUAACACAUUUCUUUGGAUUUUGAAGUUGUGUGAUUCGUCUUCAUAUUUUUCAGUUGUAAAUAACUAUAAUCAAGACCCAGUUAAAAAAAUAGUUAUAAUCAAGAGAGUUAUAUAAACAUAUGCUAGUACAUAAAAAAUACAAUACAAGAAACUUAACAUAAAGUCUUGGAUUUUUUCUCUUUCUCUUAUUGCUUUAUUUAGAAUUCAUACAUAUUUUACUACCUCCAGUAUUUAUAAUACGUUGUCAGAGGGGAGAAAAUUACUGUAAAAUACAUGAAAGUGUUCAAAAGAAAUCACAUAAUAAUUUCGUUCAGAAAACAAAUUGAUAUAUAUAUAUAUAUAUGUAUAUACAUAUUUUAAUAUUAUAUUUUAAAAAUAUUACUUUUAAAAUUUAUUUCUGUUUUCGUAUACCACAUGAAUUGUUUCUAUAGAUUAACAUAUAAAUUCUGAAAAAUUACUUAUACUGAACAGUUCAAGUCAUUGGGAGGUAAGAUGAACUAUACCUCCAAAAUAAUAAACCUACCAAAAAAAAGAAAAGUCCAACAGAGCCAGUGCUAGAAUUACAUAUAUACUUUUAUAAUGUAAAAAAUAUAAAAGAAAAGACCAACAGAGCCGGAGCUCAUUCAUGUACUACAGACACCAAAUUUAAGGACGGACAGCCUUGCACGUAGUGCAAGAAAGCAAUCGUAUGUUGUUGUCCAUAUGGAUGCGGAGCUACUAGUUUGGUUUACAUAGUCUACAUGAUUCUGUUUAUUUUGCUAACAAAAAAAAAUAAAAAAAUAUACUUAGUACGCAUUUAACCUCAUGCCUUGCAUUCAUAAGUAGAAGCACUGUGAUAGGCGAUGUAGAAUAUACUCCAACAUUCGACAUGGCAGAGCUUUGGAACAGAUUGUAAAGAGCUGAUCACCAUGAAUAGAUUGUAAGGAGAAGCGCUUUUGCUACUGAGAAAGCGAACAGUCAGCGCGAAGGUUCAAGACUUUUCUGAGCGUUAGCGAAGCUAGAUUCUCAUAGCGAGGCGCGUAAGACCGAUUGCUCAUGCUAUUUGGGAUCCUCAUUUUGGUCAACCGGCUGUGGAAGCAUUUACUCGAGGAGGUGUUUUUGGCCCGGUGUAUAUAGCUUAUUCCGGUGUUUAUCAGUGGUGGUAUACAAUCGGUUUACGUACUAAUGAAGAUCUUUAUACUGGAGCUAUUUUUCUAUUAAAGCUUUGCAACGGAAUUAGAGAGGAUAGAGUCUCUGAAGAUAUGUUUCCCAGAUUUCAAGAUCACUCAUAUUCCACGAGCGCAAAAUCAGACUUCCGACUCUUUAGCUAGAGGACUGCGAUGUAUUUCCAUAGAGAACUUUGUUUUGUUGAUUAUUCUAUAACCAGACCACCUCAAGUUUGAGUAAUAAAAUAGCCGUUUGUUGCCAAAAAAAAAACCUCAUGCCCUGAGGUUGAACAACAAAUUUUGUGUGAUAUAAAGUCUAAUGAUGAUAGUUUGUGAGGAUCUUUGGUUACCUAAUGGGAUCGUUGAAAAUUACAUGUUCUAGUCGUAUUGAAAUAAUAUAUAUUCUUAUAAAUAUAAGUUAUACGUACAGUCUAUAUCUCGGUUUAGAACAUUUACAAGUUCAUAAUUUCAAAAUCUUCUAAUCAAUAAAAAAAUAUGAUAUAGUUUGGUAAUUGUAAACAAUGGUCCCAUACAUCAUAAUUAUAUUAAAGGCUUUAUGUAAAUUUUAUUUUAAAGGCUUAAUUUGCAUUCUAAUGAUGAUAGUUUGGUAAUUAUAUAGUUUUUUUGGUGAAAUGUUAAAAAUGUAUAUAAUAGUUUUCUUGACUAAAAGUGAAAUGCAACAAUAAAGAGGAUAAAAAGUCAUCGUACCAAUUUCUAUAAGAACUGGAUUAGACUAUAAGGUUGAACAGAUCCAAAUGCAAAUCCAGUCUGGCUUACCAUGAACCCACAUUAAAAAAUCAUUAUGCAAAUUGUCUAAAAUUUAGUAAAAACUGUGAACCAUAUCAAGUCAUUAUAUUUUUUAUUGUUUCCUUUCGCCUGCCUAUGCAAUUGAACAAAAUGAUCUAUGUUACCUUCUUGCUCAAUCAAUCACUAUUUUUAACCUACCUGCUCAACUUGGAUAGUUAUACUGAGCUGUAUGUCGUAAUGGGUUUAAUGUUGAGUGUUCCCAAGAUCUGCUCUUCCUUGCCCGGCCAGGUGCAAUAUGUGAUUGAGCUCUUGGUCGAUAGCACAUUACUCACAUUUUUAGGUUUUUAACUUUCAAAAUAUCUUUUUAAUAAAUGGUUUUUACCCAUGCUCUGUUAUUUGCAUAACAGGACAGGACGAAACAUUCUUCGCUGUCUUUACAUUUUUGAACAUGUAUUUAUAUAUUAGGCUUCGAUGGUGAAUCACUAGAUGAAUGCAAAAUUGAACAAAAUAAAAAAUAAAAUUUAAAUUGAAAAAAUAAAAAGAUAUGAUUUUUUGUUCAUUUUGUUCCUCAUCAAAAUUGCAGACGGAAACUUUUUUUCGCCUACCACUAGACUAUCCAUGUGUGGUGCACUUUUUAUCAAGCCAAACAAGUCUAAAUUUAUUAAGAACAUGUUAUUUGCCAUAAAUCUCCUCCUUGCAGGUUAAAAUUAUUUAGAUCCAUUAUCCAUCGUACCAAAAAGAAAUUGAGAUCCAAGAACAUCCAUCAUACUAGAAUUACAUGCAUCCGUAUUUGUUUUACUAAAACAUGCAUCAGUUUUUAGCAAGACGCUUUAAGUAGACAAGAGAAAAUUAAAACUUUUUAGGUCAUGAUUAAUCCCGGUUUCUUAACAAGUAUUUUUAGCUUUGGCUAAGAGAUGGUUCCUAGUUUUUAAUUAAGAAAAGCUAAGAACUGUUUCUUAAAUAAGAGAUAUAAGAGACGUCUGUUAGCCAAAAAAUGUAAAAACAAAAUGUCAAAUCAUGAGUUAAGAACCUCAAAUAAGAGACCGGGGUUAAUCAUACUCUUAUAUACAUCGGUUUCUAGCACAAGGCUUUUAAGUUCUGGGCAAAUCUCCCAUCGUUUUUUUUUCUUUCAAAAAAUGCUUUUUUGACCAAAAACCAAAGAAGAAAAUAAAUGAUUAAAACCUCUUUCAUUAAAUAAUAAAUUAUGUUAAUUAGAAAAAGAGAUAGAUAAUAAUUAUACUCAUAUUUUAUAGAUAUAUAAAUAUAAAAUUUAA
Messenger RNA from Brassica napus (rape), 7702 nucleotides. RefSeq lists its product as uncharacterized. The transcript has a single exon. Lineage: Eukaryota; Viridiplantae; Streptophyta; Magnoliopsida; Brassicales; Brassicaceae. The coding region runs from base 3886 to 4080 and encodes 64 amino acids. The record is from RefSeq and is a predicted model, not a curated record.